This is a messenger RNA of Caenorhabditis remanei, 270 nucleotides long. RefSeq lists its product as uncharacterized. Bases 1 to 270 code for a protein of 89 amino acids. The record is from RefSeq and is a predicted model, not a curated record. The transcript is spliced from 2 exons. Lineage: Eukaryota; Metazoa; Nematoda; Chromadorea; Rhabditida; Rhabditidae.
AUGCAUUCUACAGUACCCCUCCUCAUUCUCAUUCUCUCCGUUACUCUGGUAACUCCCCAGCGCCCAAAUCGUUACCAGUACUACCAUCAAUACCCUCAACAAGUCUACAACCAAUACUACAAUAACCCAUACUACAGUAAUCCAUUUGGAAGACAACAUGUAGUGCAUGACGUCGUCGCUGACAGUGUAUGGGGUGGGCCGACAAGUUUAGGUUGGGCACAAGUCCCUCGCUACGCCAGUCCACAGUUUUCACCGGUCUAUGGAGGUUGA